Messenger RNA from Symbiodinium natans, 5136 nucleotides. NCBI's taxonomy places the organism in Eukaryota, Dinophyceae, Suessiales, Symbiodiniaceae. The record is from the annotation of a GenBank genome assembly.
AUGGCUGUGAUCGACGCUGUGCCAUCUCUCGAAGAGCUGUCGCUGGUUGAUGUGUGCGGACAACAGUGCAUGCCCGGGAUCGAGACCAACCUGGCCGAACUUCUCUUGACAGCUGCAGAAGCAACUCCGGACCGCGUCUGCCUGGAAGUCGAGGGCGAAAGCUACACCUUCGCGCAGGUCGCUCGCAUGGCGAACUCGAUCCGCAAAGUCCUGCGAAAGGCCUUGGCUUCUUUGGACCUCCCGAGCGCGUCGCCAGGCGAGGAGCCGGAAGCCCACCAGCGCAGAUCGGACGAGCACGUGGUGACCAUCGUGCUUGACCGAGGCGUGAAGAGCAUCGCAGCCGUCCACGCCGUGAUGCUGGAGGGGUGUGCGUACAACGCCUUCGACGUUGGAGAGCCCGUGGAGAAGCUUCGAAGUUGGGUGGAAGUCUCUCGCCCGCCAGUGAUGAUUUCCUCCGCCGCCGUCUUGAAGCGACUCGCUCUCACGGACGUUGCUGCGACUUUGGGCGACUUCCCCCGCGUUGUCAUCGAUGCUGACUUGGCCUUGAAGAAGGCGGACAGCCGGGGCAUGCUCCCAGCUGCCAAGCAUGACCCAGAUGAUCUGGAUAGGUUGGCUUACCUGAUCUUCACAAGUGGGUCGACGGGAAAGCCCAAGGCUGUAAUGAUCCGCCACAAGUCGGCCUUGAACGUGGUGCGCAUCUGGGGGAGGUAUGUGGGUCUUGGCCCUCAUGAUCGGUUUGCUCAGGUUGCUUCCAUGUCCUGGGACGUGCACAUCAUCGAAGUCUACGGCACCAUGUCGGUGGGAGCCACGAGUGUCACUUGCCCGGAUAUGAUCAAGAAGUCGGGCCCGGACAUGCAAGUCUGGCUGAAGGACCGGAUGAUCACCGGCAUGAGCGUGGUGCCCUCGCACUUGCGCACCAUGGCUGGGGGCGGAGCCGACGUCUCAAGAAGCUCCGCAGGGCUUCCGCACCUGAGAAUCCUGGACGUCGGAGGAGAGGCGCUGGGAGCGGACGUCGUGUCCACUUGGGCCCCAGGCCGUCGCCUCUUCAACAGCUACGGGCCCUCGGAGAUCUCGGUGGUUUGCACGGGCGCCUACGUGAAGCCCGACGAGAUCAUCACCAUCGGCGCCGAGCUGCCCACCUACACGUGCCACAUCCUGGACCCCGAGACGCUGGAACGGAAAGCGGAUGGAGAGCGCGGCGUGCUCUUCGUGGGGGGCAUCGGUCUGGCCCGCGGCUAUCUCGAAGAGGAGGAGAAGACCAAGGCCAAGUUCCUGGAGUUGCCGGGCAUCGGCCGUGUCUACAACACCGGAGACCUGGCGCUCCGCGAUGAGUCUGGGCGGAUCCACUACCACGGCCGAGUGGACUGGCAGGUGAAGGUGCGCGGCAUUCGGAUCGAGCUGGAAGCCUUGGAGCAGGCCAUCGUGGAGUUGCCGGCGGUGAAGCACUGCGAGGCUCGUGUUCUGGACGGCCAGAGUUUGGUGCUGCUGGCUUCAGGAACUUCAGGGGAUGUUUCGGAGGCGGAGCUGAAAGCGACGGCUGCGUCGCUGGGCCGGGGCUACGUUCUGAGCCAGGUGAAGAUCGUAGAGAACGAUGCCUGGAAGUUCAACGCCUCCGGAAAGCUCUUGCGGAAUGUGGUUCCUCUGGAUGAGGAGAUGAAUGCGGAGGUGAAGAAAGAUGGCUGGGAGGCCUUCGAUAAGACCGGGGUGUCAGAUCUCGAGCUCGAAAUCGCAGCCUGCUUGGCUCCGCAGCUGAACGUCCCGGAGUGGAGCCGGGACUCGCAUUUCAUGGAGGAUCUCGGCGUCGACUCCGGAGGUUUCGGACGACUGAUCUCUCAGAUGAGGUCCAAGCCGAGGCUGCAGAAGAUCGACCUUCAGAUGCUCUUUGACCGCCCCACGGUUCGAUCGUUGGCCGCCGCUCUUGCUGAGCAGUCAGCAGAAUCAGACUCUGAGGACGAAGUGAGCCUGGAACCGGACCUGCUGGAUUCCUUCCUUGAGGCUGUGAAGGAGCACCCCCACGCCGUCUGCCUCGAGGGGAGCCAUGAGUCAUUGAGCUACUUGCAGCUGCGUCGUCAGAUGAUGGCCUAUCAGCGGCUCUUGCAUGAAGCCAAGCCUUUCAGGGGAAGCGUCGUGGCAAUAUACCUGGAGUCCAUGACUAGGCUGGGUGCCAUGUUGGGGGUUCUCCGUGAAGGGUGCGUCUUCAGCCUUCUCGGACCGGAUUGUGCGGAGCAGAUCGAAGUGCUGAAGCCGGAUUUCGUCUUGGCCAGCUCCGAUGACAGCAGCUGGGGUCAGCUGGCCAAGCUUUGCGACGCUUCCUCCCAGAUGAGCCUUCUCGAUGCGAGCGCAGUGGGUUCCCUGCUGUCGCAGCCGCCCAAGGCCAGAAGGGCCAUGCAAGGUGACGACGUUUGCUGCGUUGCCCUGGAAGUGAGGGGAGGCGUGCAGUGCGCAGUCCCUGCAUCGCACCGCGCCGUGCUGCAAGCGCUCGCCGCUUGGCGCCCAGUCGUGGAAGGCGGGCGCGUCUCCAGCCUCACCAUAGCGGGCACGGCAGGCGACAUCCUCAGCACUUGGAGCAUCUUGGCCCGAGGAGCCACGCUGCUGGCCUAUGAUGCUGAACAGCUGCGGCAGAUGCGGGCUGAGCUUCUGAUCUGCGAGCAUGACAAAGUUCCGCGUUGUGGUGCGAGCCAUGCGAGCCAGCGCAAGAUCCUGCAGCUGCCAGUGGAGGGUGGGUUCACGGCAGUUCCGUCGUUUCCCAAGUAUGCUCCUGCAGGAACUGCAGAAAGCCUCCGUUCACAAGCUCUUCGAUCGUCUUCCUUGCUUUCUUUGGCUUCAUCUUUAGCUCCCUACAUCCUUGGACAGAGCCAGGCAGAGGGAACGGAGAGCUUCGGCAAUCGCAGCUGGCCCGUGCUGUGCGCUGCGGUGCAAGGCCUGGCCAUUUUGGGGCAGCCGGUCUUUGUGGCGUCCCGCCUGCUUCUUGCGGAAAGAGUUCUGCUGCCUUUGUCGUUCAUGCUGCCCGUCUGGCAAACUUUCCUCUUGCUGAUAGCUGUGCUGACGUUGGAGCAGUUCGUUCGGGUGUUCAUCUUGGUGGCUGUGAAGUGGUCUCUGAUCGGUCGCUACAAGGCAGGUGAUCAUGACAUCUACAGCUUGUUCUAUCUGCGUCAUUGGCUGGUAGAGCACAUGGCAAAGGGCACCAUCGUCGGACAGAAUGCGCAUCAGGGAAGCAACAUCGCCUUCUUGUUUCUGCGCAACCUGGCUUUGAGGGCCCUCGGCGCAGAUGUCCGAUUGACCUCAGUGGUCACUGCUCGCGUGGUGGCGUAUGACCUCGUUUCAGUCGGUGACUUGGCGACCGUCCAUGGCCCUCGACACCUGACCGCAGUGAACUACGGCAGCAGGCGCAUGGUCCUGAAACCCGUUAAGGUUGGUGCAGGCGCCUAUGUGGGCCCCAACUGCACUUUGGAGCCGGGAUGUGAGAUUGCAGCUGCGGGCUAUGUGGAGCCUUUGUCAGCAGUCCCUUCUGGCAUGCUUGUGGAUGGCCGCGUGUGUGGCGUUCCUGCUCAAUUUGUCGGGCCGAAGGAUCUCAGCAGGUUGCCAGACCCUGCAGAAGUCCGAAGCUUUCGAAUUCGCGCGGCCUUCUUUGCCACAGCCUACUGGAUGUUGCUCCUUCCCAAAGCGCUGAUGCCGCUCAUUGGCGUUUUGGUGUUCCAGCUGCUCAGUUCGUAUCCGUGGGAUCCUCAGGAAGUUGUCAGGGAAGAGUCCAUGUAUCCGGAGCACGUGGACGUGCUGCCCACAGAGAUGAUGGAUCGGCUAAAAUGGAUUCCGCUCAUCGCGUUCGGGGCUUCCAUGCUGAACACAGUGCUCCAGCUCGGCGGAACGGUCGUCCUCUGCCGGGUUCUGCCCAAAGUGAAGCCGCCCUUCACCUCUUCCUUGCUCAGCAUCCGGGCGCAGAUCGCCGCCUUGAAGAUGUCCAUGGUGCUGCAGGCGUCAGAGAUGCUAGCAGAUGCUUCCAUUGUCCCUGCCUUCAUCCGGAUGUGCGGUGCCACCUUUGGACACGGAUGCGCUAUGGGCUUGCAGGUGACCCUUCCGGAGACGCUGGUGGUGGGCAAAGGCUGCUUCUUCGCCACCGGCAACAUCUUGACCAGCGUGGAUGUCGACCAGGGGAAGUUCAACGUGCCUUGCAUCACCUACAUGAGCGAUCACACCUUCUUGGGAAACCACAACCACUUGCCCGAGGGCCUGCCGGAGGGCAGCUUCUGUGGAGUGGGCACCUGGCUGCCAAAGAGGCCGACCGAACCCAACAUGAGCUACUUCGGCAACCCUGCCAUGAAGUUCCGCCGGCUAAGCAAUGCUGCAGGCAAAGUGAACCAGGGCCCCGAAGCGGCGAGCUGCCUGGCACGUUUCUGGCACCAUUUCAGCACCAGCAUCUUGGACGUCUUCUUGUACCGCGGCGUGCAGGGCGCUGUCACGGCUUCCGCCAUGCUGACGAGCCGCCUCCUGUGCCCCAUGAUCACCGCAGCUUGGGAAGUUCUUGUCCUGCUCCUCGUGUACGUGGCCUUCGCAUUGGUCUCCUGGUACCUUUUCUCCGUGGUGCUGGGCAACCUGCUCUUCAACGGAUCCACCCCCCACAGCAACGCCUACUACUCCACCACGGUGACGCGUUGGUUCACGGCACUCACCGCCCAACAGCGGGUCUUCAAGCUGCCAUUCCAGACAGCCGGCACCCGCUGGCAAGCUCCUGUUCUGCGAUUGCUUGGAGCGCGCGUGGGCAAGCGGUUCUUCUGCAUGAACGAGAUGGUGCUGGUGGACGCUCCCUUCACGGACAUCGGGGAUGACGUCACGGUGGACUAUGAUGGACAGGUGAGAUGCCAUUCCUUCGAGGACUUCCGCCUGAAGUUCACCCAUUACGCGGUGGGGCAUCGGGUGACCAUCAUGUCAGGUGCAAGUGUGGCAAUGUGCCAUGCCGGAGAUGGCGCGGUGUUGCGUCCAGGGAGUCUCAGCUGGAAGGGCAGCAACCUGGAGCCUGGUGUUGUCUACGAGGGUGCGCCUGCAUCCGCCCUGGAUGACCUCGAGAGGGGGCCUCCCGCUCAUCCCGCUCCCACGCUCUUGCAGGGCAAAGCGAAGUUGCCGAUGGCGAAGUGCAGUUAA